UUUAUUUAAGUCCCGUGGAUAAUGGCUGAUAGAAGAACAGAGGGAGGGUGACGAGGAGGGGAGGAAGGAAGGAAGGAAGGGGAGGGGAACUGACAUUAAAGCAACACAACAAGGAAACUACACUGCACUGCCUCAGACGCCUUCAUUUUAUGUGCGUGUGUGUGUGUGUGUGUGUGUUUUUUUUUUAAUAAUAGCCCCAGCGGCGUCUUGUGAAAGCGGCGCCGGAGCUGGAACGCGCGCACUCGGGCGUCCGGAGGGGAAAAGGAGCCGCUUGUUUUCAACCGAGUGGGAUUUAAAGGCGCCCUCCGUCGCUCAAUGGACUCAGAGCCGCCCAGUUCCCCACAGGUGGUGGAGGACGGAGGAGAGGAGGACGAGGAGGAACUGAGUGGAGGAGAGGAGGCAGACCUGCGGUCCAGCUCCGGCCGGGGCUCCCUGCUGACCCGGAGGGGCAUCACCCUGAGGGUGCUGCUCAAGGACGGCCUGGUGGAGCCGGGGGACGGCGUGCUGGCGAUCCACUACUUGGGCAAGAACUUUGUAGGAGACCUGUUGAACGAUGGGAAAAUCCGGUGGGUGGAGACGGGGCAGAUCUUCAACUCCCCGAGCGCCUGGGCGACCCACUGCAAACGCCUGGUCAACCCGGCCAAGAAGUCCGGCUGCGGCUGGGCGUCGGUGCGCUACCGGGGUCAGAAGCUGGUCCAGUACAAAACCACCUGGCUGCACAAGUACCAGCCCAGCGCCGACAUGAGCCUGGUGAGCGAGGAGGACGAGGACGAGGACGAAGAGGAAGGGAAGGCGGCGGUGCAGGCGGACGAGAAGAACAAGAACAGCAAACCUGGGUUAAACGACGUGGUGGUUUCACGGAGAACCGACCGAGAGAGAAUUCCCGUCAGAUAUUGCACCCUGGGCACCAGAGACGCCGCCAGAGACCCACACACGCUGGUGGAGCUGUCCGCCUUCUCGGCCAUCAACCGGUUCCAGCCGUUCAACGUGGCCGUGUCCAGUAACGUGCUGCUGCUGAUGGACUUCCACUGUCACCUGACCAGCAGCGAGGUGGUGGGAUACCUCGGAGGACGAUGGGACACAAACACACAACUGCUGACCGUCUUAAGGGCUUUCCCCUGUCGGACCAGGCUGGCGGACAGAGAAUCUGCUUCUGCUGUUGAGGAGGAGAUCUGUCAGAACCUGUUCAUGCGCGGGCUGUCGUUGGUGGGCUGGUACCACAGCCACCCGCGGGGUCCGGCCCUGCCGUCCCUGCAGGACAUCGACUCGCAGAUGGACCAUCAGCUGAGGCUGCAGGGAUCCAACAACGGCUUCCAGCCCUGCCUGGGCAUCAUCUGUGGGCCGUACUAUCACGGCAAUCAGGGCGUGGCGUCCACAAUAACUCCGUUCUGGGUCGUGCCACCGCCGGAGCAACGGCCCAAUGACCACGGUAUCCCGGUGGCUGUGGAGGUCACCUACGUGCAGGACAACUUUCUCACCAGCGAUGUGCUUAACGAGAUGAUGCUGCUGGUUGACUACUACAGGACAGCUCCCGACAUCGUCCAGUUCAGCCAGUACUGGUGUCCCGAUACCACUAUGAUGGACAAGAUCAAGGGCUCCCUGAGUUGCCACGCUCCCAAGGAUCAGGCCUACUCUCAGAUCUUAGAGCAUGUUUACAGUCAGCUGAGCUGCACACACUGAGGGUGAGGGAGGGGGGGGGUGGGGGAGGGGGGGGGAAGCUGCUCUCCACCGCAAGUCCUUCCGUUUCAAAGAAAAAAAACAUUCGGGACGGAUGAAAACCGCUUGAAAAACAUAUAGAUGCCUUGAAUUCUGUCACGUUUGAGUAGUUCUGAUGGGGCAUAAUAGUGAGUUUAAGGGAAAUAAACCACCUUCAGGGACCAGAAAUCAACCUGCUCUGAUGGAGCUCUUCCCGAUUGGACCUAUGUGCCUAUCUGUGCCGGGCUCCUUUUCGAUGAGCAGAUAUGUGUACGAUGUAAACGUUUUAAUGUGGUGUUAUUGCCUUUAUAGACUAAUCCACCGGAGCAGUAGUUUGGGGGGGGGGGGGGAGAAUAAUU
Pungitius pungitius (ninespine stickleback) is the source of this 2054-nucleotide messenger RNA. It is a transcript of the gene mpnd, whose product is annotated as MPN domain containing. The transcript is spliced from 13 exons. The record is from RefSeq and is a predicted model, not a curated record. NCBI's taxonomy places the organism in Eukaryota, Metazoa, Chordata, Actinopteri, Perciformes, Gasterosteidae. Bases 316 to 1680 code for a protein of 454 amino acids. Gene Ontology annotation, molecular function: protein binding; metallopeptidase activity.